Molecule: messenger RNA, 1529 nt
Organism: Penaeus vannamei (Pacific white shrimp)
Lineage: Eukaryota; Metazoa; Arthropoda; Malacostraca; Decapoda; Penaeidae
Source: RefSeq, a predicted model, not a curated record
CAUGGCGAGCGAGCGGAGCGGGCAGGGCGCCGCCAACCAGCUGCCGGUUCCAUCUGCCCCGAGGACCACGCACUCCACGGUUCGCCCGUCGACGCUGCCCUCGACUGGCCCAGCCUCCGCCGGGAACAGCAGCAACAGCAGCAGUGCAGGCGCAGCGGUCAGCAAGGUCAAGAACGGGUCAGCUGUGGUGACGUCCGUCCUGUCAGACAACGGCCGACCCCACAUCAUGGCCCACGCGUCCCUCGCCAGACUCGAGGUCAACGACGAGCAGCUGGAGAUGGAGGCCAGGGAGCAGGACGCACAGGCGUCGGGGGCGGUGCUGGCUCUUGCCAUGGGUGUGUGCAUCACGGCCCUCCUGGUGGUGCUCGUCGGGUGCCGCCUCCGGGGCGUGCGGCGGCGCCUCCGGAGACACAGAGGCUCCAAGUCUCUCUACGCCCACGACGCCGACUACCUUGUUAAUGGGAUGUACCUGUGAGGAGGUCGCGGCGUAGGAGCAGAUGUUAUGACAUAGUUAUAAUCAGGAGCGUAACUACUGGAAGACUGGAGGCAGUUCCCCAUCCUGUCCUGGAAAGCCUACCACCGUCGGGCGUGCUCAGAGCAACGGCGUCACCAAUCUGCCAGAAACGGCUGUGUGAAGCAGCGCCAAUUCCAGUGUGUACUUUGACGAGAAGUGUACAUGGUAACAAAAUUGUAAAUGAUUGUGUCUCUUGUCUUUAUAUUGUUGAGCUUGUGGAGUGUUUAUGCAUAUGAUAUAUCCCUCAGAUCAAACCUUCAGUAAAAUUAUUAAGCAAAAUUAUUAUAAGACACAAUGAAUGUAAUAAUUUAGUUGGGUUUAGGAAAAUUCGGAUAAUUCUAACACCCGCAAAUAUAAAACACCAGUUACGCUCCUGCUUGGAAUGGUUAUUAUAAAAUAUUGAUUUUUGGUGGAAAGCAUAUAUAUACUAUAUAUAUUUUGAAAGAAAAGUUACAGGACUCAUAUCUUAAGAAUACGCCUUUUAAAACUACUUUCUUUCAAUUACUUUUCAAAAAGCAAAAUCUGGAUGCAGUGAUGACUCAGAGGAUUGUUGUAAAUACCCAAAGACAAACCCGAAAGUGCGCUUACAAGUCUUACUGGACGAUGCCGCAGCGUUGGUCUCUUGCGAUCGAAAACGGGAACACCAGUGUCGAGAGGACCCUGUUUCAGCCUCAAGGAACUUGUUAAAUGUUGCUUCGAUAGCUGCCUCACAGAACGUCUGGCUCUUAUGUAGUCCAACCCUUGUUACGAUGAUUUAACUGAUGCAUUUUACGAGCGAAGGGAGGAGGAGCGCUGUCCGCCACAGGGACGUGGUGAUUUAACUGAACACGAGGAAACCUUUCCUGACUUGGAGCACCACACAGCCCGACCUCGCCCGCCCGCCCGCGCCGCUCGCCCUCAGGCCACAGGUCGCCGCGCCGGACGCAGCCGUUGCGGGAAAGAUAUUUUGUCUGGUUUGCACUCUGCCAAAAGGAAGAUACGACCCCCCCCCCCCCCGUCCCUAUUCCUCUCCUUC